Cloeon dipterum is the source of this 1560-nucleotide messenger RNA. Its product is annotated as LIM domain only protein 3-like. The transcript has 7 exons. Lineage: Eukaryota; Metazoa; Arthropoda; Insecta; Ephemeroptera; Baetidae. Bases 203 to 931 code for a protein of 242 amino acids. The record is from RefSeq and is a predicted model, not a curated record. Gene Ontology annotation, molecular function: transcription coactivator activity; DNA-binding transcription factor binding. Gene Ontology annotation, cellular component: nucleus. Gene Ontology annotation, biological process: positive regulation of transcription by RNA polymerase II.
GCACCACUUAUCCGUUGGAGAACACAUGCACAGUCGAGCGUGGGACUCAACCACCGGCACCCCCUGUUCGCUCUGCCCGCUCCCGACCCUCUAGCACGUGGUCGUCGACAGAUUGAAGACCUCGACUUGCUACUUUAGAAAAUCAGAAAUUAGACGCCUAUCUACGUGCUCUUUUUGGCCACAGAUGUGAAGCGAGGCCAGCAUGACCAUGGAUGUCAAGGCAGAGCCCCAAACCAAGGCUUCGCAGGAGUGCGCCGGUUGUGGCAAGCGAAUUACGGAAAGGUUUCUUCUGAAGGCCCUUGACCUCUACUGGCACGAAGAUUGUUUGAAAUGCGGCUGCUGCGACUGUAGACUCGGCGAAGUGGGAUCAACUUUGUACACGAAAGCAAAUCUCAUCCUUUGCCGACGGGACUAUCUCAGGCUCUUCGGAAACACGGGCUACUGCGCGGCUUGUGCCAAAGUGAUCCCCGCGUUCGAAAUGGUGAUGCGCGCCCGUUCCAACGUCUACCACCUCGAGUGCUUCGCCUGCCAGCAGUGCAAUCACAGAUUUUGCGUCGGCGACAGAUUCUACUUGUGUGAGAAUAAAAUUUUGUGUGAGUACGACUAUGAGGAGAGGCUCGUGUUCGCCAACAUGGCAUACAACCCCCCUACUUUGGCUCACCUGAAGCGCCAGACCAGCCAGUUACCUCCCCCAGGCGCGGCCUCCGUGGUCAACGGCUCGUCCGCGCAGUCCCGCCUACACCCAGGCAUAAACCUGCCCGGCGGCCCUCUCGGCGGUGGGCCCCCUCUGCCGCCCCUCCACGGGGACUCCCUGCCCCCCGACCAGCAGCGGCGCCUUCAGAACGGCAACGACGGCGGCGGCAUCUCGGGAAACGGAUUCGUCAAUCCCGGCGGCGGCGUGGACCACCUCGGCCCCUUCGAUUCCAAAUGAGACUUUCUGAAAAAGAUAAGGAAACGGAACUAGUCGCAUAUCAAAUUUGUCACAAUUAGCAGCUGUGCAAAAUUAAAUGCUCUGAGAGUCUAAAUGUUCAAGCAAAUGGGACUCUUUCUAAGUCAGUGUGUUCCAGUAAAAAUUCCGGUAGCCACAAAUUGUGUGGAAUGAUUUUGUUGUUGAUCUCGUUAAUCACACUGUAAAGGGUAUUUAUAAAUGUAAGCACUCUGUUUAUGUUUUAAUUCAUUGUGAUACUCAAAUGCCAAACUAUAAAGCAUUAAUUGCUGUGUAAACUCUAACUUUGAUGGAAAUGUAAAUGAGAAUUAUGGUUAUAGGCUUAAAUAAAUGGACAAACGUUAUUAAAUGUAAUUAACACACACGAGUAUUGUAAAUGGCAAGCAAACCACUUAUGUAAAUUAAAUAUAUCAAAAAUACAAAUGUUAUAUUUAUUCCAUCCUGAUGGUGUCUUGACUUAUGGAUUUGCACAAAAAUAUCAACUCCCUAGUUGAAAUUGGAUGCAGAUGUUUGAAUAAAAGUCAAGUCAUUUUUAACUUUGAGACACCCACUGUAAAGAACAGUCGUUAUUUCUGCAAAAACCUGGCUAAUAAUAAUAAUUCCAUGAAUCACUC